This is a messenger RNA of Leguminivora glycinivorella, 2297 nucleotides long. RefSeq names its product beta-1,4-N-acetylgalactosaminyltransferase bre-4-like. NCBI's taxonomy places the organism in Eukaryota, Metazoa, Arthropoda, Insecta, Lepidoptera, Tortricidae. The record is from RefSeq and is a predicted model, not a curated record. Gene Ontology annotation, molecular function: N-acetyl-beta-glucosaminyl-derivative 4-beta-N-acetylgalactosaminyltransferase activity. Gene Ontology annotation, biological process: carbohydrate metabolic process; glycosphingolipid biosynthetic process.
CUCUUACCAUCAGGCGACCGGUCGAGGCGAUAAAAAAACAAUACCACUGCAUAGCCAUGGAGAGAAGAAUGCACACCGGAUGUCCAAGUUUUAAUUGAAAAGGAUGGGACACUUCCAUCGCGCUCCGUCUUUACAAAUUACUCCCUUGAAGGUGCGUGCGUGCCGAGUGCGCAUGCGUUGAUGGACGCAGCGAGCGGGGCCGCGAGGGGCGGCCGGGCGGCGCGGGCGCUCCGUCUCCUGCUCCUGUUGGUUCUAGCGCUGGCCGCCGUGGAGUACCUUUUCGGCUCCAUACUGGAGGCGUCUCCACUCAGGACGUAUCUGUAUACGCCGCUGUACAACGCUACGCAACCUACUAUCAGAUCCAUCGACCACCCACCUUGGCCUAAAGCUCUUCAAGCCGAAACGACUCAGAACACCAAAAACUCGACCCAAAACAGCACAAACCAGACAAACCAAACCAGGCAUAAACUCGACGUCGUACGAAAACCAGAAAACGUAACUGUAAAGAGACCAGAAAACACGACAAAAAGAAAACCCGACAACGCGACCAAUACUCAGCCAAAUAUGACUCGGCCAGAUGUAGAAGACAGCACGACGCUGCUGAUAUCGAAGAUUAUGGACAGUAUUAAGAAUUCUGCUACUACAGAAGGGGAGUUUAGGAGGAAUGAGACGGAGCUACCGUUAUGCGAUAGCAUGCCGCCAGAUUUAGGUCCAAUACCAGUGAACAAAACAGACAUGGAGCUAGACGUGGUAGAGAAAUACCCCGAGGUGCACUGGGGCGGUCGGUACUCCCCACCCAACUGCACGGCGCGGCACAAGGUUGCCAUUAUAGUGCCAUACAGAGAUCGUCAGCAGCACUUGGCGAUAUUCCUGAACCAUAUGCAUCCGUUCCUGAUGAAGCAACAAAUAGAAUAUGGAAUAUUUAUAGUCGAACAAGAAGGUACCCACGAAUUCAACAGAGCCAAGCUCAUGAAUGUAGGCUUCGUGGAAAGCCAGAAGCAGAAAGCCGGUGGCUGGCAGUGCUUUGUGUUUCACGACAUAGACCUACUGCCGCUCGACCAGCGGAACAUGUACUCCUGUCCAAGACAACCCAGGCAUAUGUCUGCGUCCAUAGACAAAUUAAAUUUCAAACUGCCAUACGAAGACAUAUUCGGCGGAGUAUCAGCCCUCACGCUGGAGCAGUUCCAGAAGGUGAACGGCUUCUCCAACCGCUACUGGGGGUGGGGCGGUGAGGACGACGACAUGGCCUAUAGGUUGAAGAAGAUGAACUACCACGUAGCAAGAUAUAAAAUGUCCAUAGCUCGGUACGCCAUGCUGAACCAUAAGAAAUCUAAUCCUAAUCCAAAAAGGUACCAACUUCUCUCCCAAACAAGCAAGACGUUCAAGAAGGACGGUCUAUCGACGCUAGACUACGUUCUGGUCGACGUAGUACACCACCAUCUUUACACUCACAUAGUCGUGAACAUAGACGAACAUAGCUGAUGGACAUACUUCGCCAAACUCCUGUUUGGCGACGAGAGGUAACUAGUGACCUUGUGAUAUUACAGUUACCAUGUUACUAAGUGAAUACUGCAUUUGUUGUUUGGAAUAUUACAGUUACAAAACUGUUCAAUGGAAGUCACAAAUUAAGUGCUGUGCCAGGAAUAAUUUUAUGAUUGCGUUUGAUGUUAAGUGUAAAGUGUAUUAUAUGAAUCUGUUUUUAUUUCGUUUUUAAAUCAUUGACGUUUUGUAUUUGUCAAUUUAGAACACUAUUAAUUUAUCUGUCGGAAUCUGUGUAAAUAUAUUUUUCUUUUUUGAUGUUGCUGUAGGAAAUGCUGUUAUGAAAUAUAUAGGAUUUUGUGUUCAUAUCAGAGAUUUUAUGAUAAAAACAAAGUAAUAACGACAAAGAACAAUUUGUGAACAGGGCUAGCACACGAUUGGCGCAACAGUAUCUCGCCGCGACAGAAAUCACAUUUUCUAAUUGUAUUAAUGAUAUAAUCUCGCGACAAUCGUAUGCUAGCCCUGCUGGAUCGUUGCUGUUAAGUAUAUAUGGACACCGGCCAAAUAAAAGACACCAUCACAUGAUAAUAUAAGAGUAAACUGCAGAAUAGACAAGAUAAAUAUUAGGUAAGAGACAAAUUCGCUUCAGUUUUGUUACAUAUAAUUGUAUGAAUUUGUAACGCCAUACAUGAUGUGGGUCGAUGGCAAUUUUUUUAUAAUCAUUUCUCAAGUUUCUACGAAGCCGAUGUAGGUAUAUCUAUUCUGCGCUUUACUUAACUCAUAAGCACCACUUCAAAUCGACCUAUAUGUAAUAUAUG